AUGAUAUCUGUGUCCACCAGGCAGCUGCUGAGGACGGUGGCCAUGGGUCAGGGCCUGGCAGCCGUCAUCUGUGGGACAGCCAUCACGUCUCAGUACCUGGCCACAGACUUCCACGUUAACACCCCCAUGUUCCAGAGCUUCCUCGCUUACGCUCUGCUCUGCCUUACAUACACCACCAUGCUCGUCUUCAAAAGAGGGGAUGGCAAUAUUUUGCAGAUUCUGAGGAACAAGUGGUGGAAGUACCUGCUUUUGAGUCUGGUGGAUGUCGAGGCAAACUAUACUGUGGUCAAAGCAUACCAGUACACUACACUGACCAGUAUACAGCUCCUGGACUGUUUCGUCAUCCCAGUCCUGAUGAUCCUGUCCUGGUUCUUCCUGAAGACGCGCUACAGGCCGCUCCACUACGUGUCCGUGUGUGUCUGUCUGCUGGGGGUCGGGGCCAUGGUGGGGGCCGACCUGCUGGCCGGACGCGACCAGGGAUCCACCUCUAACAUCCUGCUGGGGGACGGGCUGGUGCUGGUCAGCGCCACCCUGUACGCCGUGUCCAACGUGUGCCAGGAGUACACCGUGAAGAACCUGAGUAGGGAGGAGUUCCUCGGAAUGGUGGGGCUGUUUGGAACCCUCAUCAGUGGAAUACAGCUGGGCAUUGUGGAAUAUAAGGAUGUUGCCAGUGUCCAGUGGAGUUGGAAAAUUGGCCUGCUGUUCGCUGCCUAUGCCCUCUGUCUGUACACGCUGUACAGCUGCAUGCCCAUAGUGGUCAAGAUGACCAGCGCCACGUCAGUCAAUCUCUCCCUGCUCACCGCAGACCUCUUCGGCCUCUUCUGUGGUCUCUUCCUCUUUCAGUACACAUUCUCAGGUCUGUACAUGGUGUCGCUGGUGGUGAUCCUGGUGGGCUUCAUCUCCUUCAACGUCAUGCCGACGACCCCCGCUGACCCCGCUGACCCCGCCUCCCCCGUGGCGUGGGAGGAGGGGAGCUACGACAACCCCGCCCCGGUCUGCGAAGACAGUACGAUGAAACAGGAAGUGGGGGUGAAGAUCACGUCUGACGAUGAAGAGGAUAAAGAAACGACAGCUGAGGAGGAAGAGGAGAGGUUUCAAGGCUUGCCAGGGUUGCCAUGGACUACAGGAGGAAGAGGAGAGUGUUUUGUCAGACACAGCACAAAGAUGUGA
Hypomesus transpacificus is the source of this 1170-nucleotide messenger RNA. Its product is annotated as solute carrier family 35 member F2-like. Gene Ontology annotation, molecular function: transmembrane transporter activity. Lineage: Eukaryota; Metazoa; Chordata; Actinopteri; Osmeriformes; Osmeridae. The record is from RefSeq and is a predicted model, not a curated record. Bases 1 to 1170 code for a protein of 389 amino acids. The transcript is spliced from 7 exons. Gene Ontology annotation, cellular component: membrane. Gene Ontology annotation, biological process: transmembrane transport.